Dermatophagoides pteronyssinus (European house dust mite) is the source of this 1657-nucleotide messenger RNA. It is a transcript of the gene Hcs, whose product is annotated as holocarboxylase synthetase-like protein. Gene Ontology annotation, biological process: protein modification process. Gene Ontology annotation, molecular function: biotin--[biotin carboxyl-carrier protein] ligase activity. Lineage: Eukaryota; Metazoa; Arthropoda; Arachnida; Sarcoptiformes; Pyroglyphidae. Gene Ontology annotation, cellular component: cytoplasm. The record is from RefSeq and is a predicted model, not a curated record.
GAAUGAGCAUCGAUUUCAUUUGAUGAACUAAAUUUUUUUUUUGGCUCAUAACCCAACAACAAACGUCAACUAUUUAUGAUAAUUUUAUUUGCAAAAAAUAUGUCUUUCAUCAAGAAAAAAGCAUUGAUCAAUAUUCUAGUACAUUUUCGAAAAUCAAAUUCAAAAACAUCCGAUUACAUAUCAUUUAUUAUUGAUUCUAUUCAAAAAUCUAUUAAUAAUCUGUAUGGAUUGAAUCGUUUUGUUGUUUAUGGUGUAAAUGAAUCUGAUCUUCGAACGAAUACUCGUUUACUUUCGGCAAAAGCUUUAUUGAUCAUAACAAAUAAUAAUUUGGGCAAUGAAAGCGAUUUAUCAACAUGGAUAAAGACAAUUAAUUUAGACAAAUUAAUACUCAAUUAUGAAGAUUUGUUGCAAUCAUCGAAUUCAAUGAAAAAUUUUAAUCAUGAUUAUUUUGUUGAAAAAAUACUCACCCUUAUUCCACCGUCACCGAUUGCGGAAACAGAAAUGAAAUCUCCUACAAUUAUUAUGGAUAAUAGCAAUGAAAUGUUUUUGCUUGAUUCACGAAAUAAUAUUUUUCAUAUUUGGCCACGUGUUUGUUCAUUAAAGCUUAAAGAAUUUCCUGGUUGUGAACAAUUUCGUUCUGAUUCACCAUCGGCGAAUGAUGAUAUAGUCUAUUAUUUGGAUAAUAAUCGAAUAGAUCAACUUUGUCGACAACAAUCAACAGAAAUUGUAAAUUUCAAUAUUCAAAAUUAUUUUGAUAAUCUUCGCACCGAAUCUAUUGGACGAUCAUUAUUGUUUCAAAAUGUAACCGAAUCUACAAUGAAAAUGGCAAAUAAUGUUUCAAAAAUUGAUGGGAUUGUUGCAAUUGCAAAUUAUCAAACUACUGGUCUUGGUCGUAGUGAUAAUCAAUGGCUAUCACCAUUUGGUUGUGCAAUGUUUACAAUAAAUCUACAUGUACCAUAUACAAGUGGAUUACUGUCAAAAAUAACGUUGAUUCAGCAUAUUGCAUCAUUAUCGGUUAUUAUGGCAUUACCAAGUGAUGAAUUGAACGUAAAAAUUAAAUGGCCAAACGAUAUAUUAUUUAUGCCAUCUGGAUCAAAAUUGUGCGGUAUUUUGGUUCGAUCAUUUUCCUUUGAAUAUCAUCUUAAUGUACAGAUUGGAAUCGGUAUGAAUGUUUCGAACCGAUUGCCUAGUGUAUGUUUGGAUGAAGUGAUCGAACAUUACAAUGAUCAACAAAUGGAUUCGAAUAAAAAAUUGAAACCAAUCUUACGAGAAUCUAUGAUUGCCCGUAUUUUGAAUUGUUUUGAACGGCUAUAUCAUAUGUUAACCAAUGGUCAAGUUGCUGAAAUUCAACAACUUUAUUGUUCGAAUUGGAUACAUUCGGAUGAUAUUGUUGAUAUUUAUGAUAAUAAUAAUAAUAAUGAUGAUGGUAAUCAACAACAACAACAGCCGCAAUAUAAAGCACGUAUAAUCGGUAUCAAUGAUAAUGGUUAUUUGUUGGCGCAAGAUUUAAAUAAUGAUAUGAUACAUUGUUUACAACCGGAUGGUAAUCGUUUUGAUCUAAUGAAUCGUCUUUUAAAACAGAAAAGAUAAUUACAAAAGUUUAAUGUCUUAUCAUUUUAGCGCUAAGCUAUACAACAUUGAUAAUAAUAUCUAUGCU